GUCUAAUUAAACGGGUUUGAAGUUUGCCCUAUGGGCCAUAUUGCUCAAUAUUUGUAUAAAGUGCUUCUAAAUAAUUGUAGAUUGUCGUAUGCCGACCAAUGCUGACAUCUUGAGUAAAUCGUCGUCGCAUUCUGUGUUCUUUUCUGCGUUUGAGUGUGUAUGAUCAUUGUGCGUGUCGCCUACAUUGCGAGAUCACUUUAAAAAUAAAAGAUUUGUUUUGCUGCUAUUUUUAAAGGCUUGCCAAGUUUUCGUACCGUACCGUUCCAUUCCGUUCUGUACCGUUCCGCUCCGAUCCGAUCCGUUUCGUUUCGUUCUGUUCCGUUUCGCUGUCGUUGUUGUCGUUGUCGAGGUGCUGUGUUGGUGGCGUCAUUGGCCACUUGGCCAUGUUCAAAGUUGUCUGGGGCUCAUAUGCACUUGAAGUAUAGCGAGUAUUGUCAGUGUCAGCAUCAAAGCGAGCAAAAACAUCAGCUACAGCGUCAAUAUCAACAUAAAUACCUAGCCCCAACGUCAACCCGAGCUGAGCCAAUCCGAUAAUCAUAUUCAUAGAUUAGUACAUUGCACAUAUAAUUAACAAGUAUAUAUAGAAGUCUGGCGAAAUGUAAUCAACUGAAAUGGCAAGCGGUUUGAUCGGCGCAAAUAUUACCGACAUGCCAAAUGGGAUGUCGGGGUGUGAUCAAAGCACUGUCGAAUCAUUGGCCGAUGAUCCAACAGAUUCACCAUUCGAUGCCGAUGAUUGUCUCAAAGUUCGUAAAUAUUGGUGCUUUCUGCUAUCCAGCAUAUUCACAUUCCUUGCUGGGCUGCUCAUUGUGCUGCUAUGGCGGGCAUUUGCCUUCGUCUGCUGCCGCAAGGAGCCGGACCUGGGACCCAACGAUCCCAAACAAAAAGAGCAGAAGGCGUCACGCAACAAACAGGAGUUCGAGGGAACCUUUAUGACAGAAGCAAAAGACUGGGCUGGGGAGCUUAUCUCGGGUCAAACAACAACUGGACGAAUUUUGGUCGUACUCGUAUUUAUACUCAGCAUUGCCUCUCUCAUUAUAUACUUCGUUGAUGCAUCUAGCGAAGAAGUCGAAAGAUGCCAAAAAUGGAGUAAUAACAUUACUCAACAGAUCGAUCUCGCAUUCAAUAUCUUUUUUAUGGUUUACUUUUUUAUACGAUUCAUAGCGGCGUCCGAUAAGCUUUGGUUUAUGUUAGAAAUGUACAGUUUUGUAGAUUAUUUUACAAUACCCCCGUCCUUCGUAUCAAUAUAUUUAGAUCGAACUUGGAUCGGUCUUCGAUUUCUUCGAGCGCUACGUCUCAUGACUGUUCCAGAUAUUUUACAAUAUUUAAACGUACUAAAAACAUCGAGCUCAAUUCGCUUGGCUCAACUAGUAUCCAUUUUUAUAUCCGUGUGGUUAACAGCAGCGGGCAUUAUACAUCUGCUGGAAAACUCUGGCGAUCCGCUGGAUUUUAAUAAUGCUCAUCGUUUAUCCUAUUGGACCUGUGUCUAUUUCCUAAUUGUGACCAUGUCAACGGUAGGAUAUGGUGACGUCUACUGUGAGACUGUCUUGGGAAGAACAUUUCUGGUGUUCUUUCUGCUCGUCGGCUUGGCAAUGUUUGCCAGCAGUAUACCGGAAAUAAUUGAACUCGUCGGUAGUGGCAAUAAAUAUGGCGGUGAACUCAAAAGAGAACACGGAAAGAGACAUAUUGUGGUAUGCGGUCAUAUAACUUACGAAUCCGUGUCGCAUUUUCUAAAGGACUUUUUGCACGAAGACCGUGAAGAUGUCGAUGUCGAAGUAGUCUUUUUACAUCGUAAACCGCCCGAUUUGGAACUUGAGGGUUUAUUCAAACGUCAUUUUACCACUGUGGAAUUCUUCCAAGGAACCAUUAUGAAUCCCAUUGAUCUGCAAAGGGUUAAGGUACAUGAAGCCGAUGCCUGCCUGGUGCUAGCUAACAAAUAUUGCCAAGAUCCCGAUGCAGAAGAUGCUGCGAACAUAAUGAGAGUUAUCUCAAUUAAGAACUACAGCGAUGAUAUACGUGUCAUCAUACAGCUGAUGCAGUACCACAAUAAGGCGUACUUGCUUAACAUACCGUCGUGGGACUGGAAACAGGGUGAUGAUGUCAUUUGCCUAGCCGAACUGAAGUUAGGUUUUAUCGCGCAGAGCUGUCUGGCACCCGGGUUUUCAACGAUGAUGGCCAACUUGUUUGCUAUGCGGUCUUUCAAGACGUCACCAGACACACAGGCCUGGCAAAAUGAUUAUCUUCAAGGUACAGGGUGUGAGAUGUAUACCGAAACUCUAUCACCUUCAUUUACCGGCAUGACAUUCCCACAAGCCAGCGAACUGUGUUUUUCCAAGCUGAAGCUUCUAUUACUUGCCAUUGAAAUUAAAGGCGCUGAAGAGGGUGCAGAUAGCAAAAUUUCCAUAAAUCCCCGAGGCGCGAAGAUACAGGCGAACACGCAGGGUUUCUUUAUAGCACAAAGCGCUGAUGAGGUCAAGCGUGCGUGGUUCUAUUGCAAGGCGUGCCAUGAGGACAUUAAAGAUGAGACACUUAUUAAAAAGUGCAAAUGUAAAAACUUGGCCACCUUCCGGAAAGGCGUCCGAGCCGUACAAAUGGUUGGGCGUGCAAAAGACGAUGAAUACUCGUUGUCAAAUGAACACCAUCCUGCACCCACAUUUACGCCACCAGAUCUACCCAAGCGGGUGCAUGUGCGUGGAUCUGUAUCGGGUGACAUUACACGUGACAGAGAAGACACAAAUCUACUUAAUCGUAAUGUGCGUCGUCCGAAUGGCACAGGUAACGGAGCAGGUGGCAUGCAUCACAUGAAUAAUACGGCUAGUGCUGCGGCAGUCGCCGCAGCAGCGGUCAAGCAAGUGAACAAGGUAAAGCCUACGGUGAAUGUGAACCGACAGGUGGAGGGACAAGUUAUAUCGCCAUCACAGUACAACAGGCCACCAGAAAAUGAUGCUAACCCUUAUGCGGGCUAUCAACUUGCUUACGAAGUUAAAAAGCUCAUGCCAACGAGUCGCAGCUCGGGCACAGGAACACAAAAUCAAAACGGCGGAGUGUCGUUGCCAGCCGGUAUCGCGGACGAUCAGUCAAAGGACUUUGAUUUCGAGAAGACGGAAAUGAAGUACGAUUCGACAGGCAUGUUUCACUGGAGUCCGGCUAAGAGUUUAGAAGACUGCAUAUUGGAUCGCAAUCAGGCGGCCAUGACGGUACUGAAUGGCCAUGUGGUGGUUUGUCUGUUUGCUGAUCCGGAUUCACCUUUAAUUGGACUGCGGAAUCUGGUGAUGCCACUGCGAGCAUCCAAUUUCCAUUACCACGAACUCAAGCAUGUGGUAAUUGUUGGCUCAGUCGACUAUAUCCGGAGAGAGUGGAAGAUGUUACAGAAUCUGCCUAAGAUAUCGGUACUUAAUGGCUCGCCGCUGAGUCGAGCAGAUCUACGCGCGGUGAAUGUCAAUUUGUGUGAUAUGUGUUGCAUAUUAUCUGCUAAAGUUCCUAGUAAUGAUGAUCCCACAUUGGCCGACAAGGAGGCCAUUCUGGCCUCGCUUAACAUCAAGGCGAUGACCUUUGAUGAUACGAUUGGUGUGCUCAGUCAACGGGGUCCGGAAUUCGAUAAUCUGAGCGCAACCGCCGGCAGCCCCAUUGUUCUACAGCGCCGUGGCUCUGUGUAUGGUGCAAAUGUGCCGAUGAUAACAGAACUGGUCAAUGAUAGUAACGUGCAGUUUCUCGAUCAAGACGACGAUGAUGAUCCAGAUACAGAGCUCUAUCUAACGCAGCCAUUUGCCUGCGGAACUGCAUUCGCUGUGAGCGUGUUAGACUCGCUAAUGUCAACGACAUACUUCAAUCAAAAUGCCUUAACGCUGAUCCGCUCGUUAAUAACUGGCGGGGCGACGCCUGAACUAGAACUAAUCUUGGCCGAGGGAGCGGGCUUAAGGGGAGGAUACAGUACCGUCGACAGUCUGAGCAAUCGUGACAGGUGCCGUGUUGGUCAAAUAUCCCUAUACGAUGGGCCACUUGCCCAGUUUGGCGAAUGUGGCAAGUAUGGGGAUUUAUUCGUUGCCGCUCUCAAGUCGUAUGGAAUGUUGUGUAUCGGACUAUAUCGAUUCAGGGACACCAGUUCUAGCUGUGAUGCGAGCAGCAAACGAUAUGUAAUUACCAACCCACCCGAUGACUUUUCUUUACUGCCAACAGAUCAGGUAUUCGUAUUAAUGCAAUUUGAUCCGGGUCUGGAGUACAAACCGCCAGCGGUUCGUGUACCAGCUGGCGGACGCGGCACAAACACACAAGGCUCUGGGGUCGGUGGAGGCGGCUCUAACAAGGAUGAUAACUCUUGAUUGUUACUGUGUAGCGCCUUAACUGAUGGUCCUUAUUCGUAUAUUUGAACGAUGGAGAAGUUAAUUGUGGACAGAAUAUUGCAGUUGUGGCACAGACAUUGGCAUCACAUUUCUUUCGGACUGCGACGCAAUUGGCACAUUCAGUUAUAGUUAUACUUGUAGGCCAUAUGAAAAAUGCAUACUUAAUUGUACCACGAGAAGACGUGAACAAAUCAAAACUGUUUAAUUCAAUUAGAUUUUCGAUGCAUGUGCUGCAAAUGUAAUAUUCUGUAUUUUUAAGUUUGUGGAAUCUUAGAUAAUCUCUCAAUCAACAACCGACCACUAGGGAGAACUACAAAAGACCAUUCUGUUUCAGAUGAUUCCACAAAUUUAAACGCCACAAGUCUAAGUAAAAAAGACCAACUUCUUUAACAUCCACCGUUCAAGUAUCAGCUGAUUGCUUCCCACACCAUUCCGUAUGCCUUUUAGAACCUUGAAAUUCAAUUUACACGUUUAAUUUUGAAUGUUUUGUAUUUUAUGAUUACAUAAUCUAUUAUCUAUUAUCUAUUUUCUGUAUCCAUUAUAUUUUCCUUUUGUUAUCAUAUUUUAGUACUGCAAAAUAAAUAUACACUAAUUCGAUUAUCAA
This is a messenger RNA of Drosophila albomicans, 4941 nucleotides long. It is a transcript of the gene slo, whose product is annotated as calcium-activated potassium channel slowpoke. Gene Ontology annotation, biological process: potassium ion transport; transmembrane transport. NCBI's taxonomy places the organism in Eukaryota, Metazoa, Arthropoda, Insecta, Diptera, Drosophilidae. Gene Ontology annotation, cellular component: postsynaptic membrane. The coding region runs from base 612 to 4316 and encodes 1234 amino acids. Gene Ontology annotation, molecular function: large conductance calcium-activated potassium channel activity. The transcript has 26 exons. The record is from RefSeq and is a predicted model, not a curated record.